AUGGAACUUUCUCGCCUCUCACUUUCCGACAACCACUUCUUCUUAUCCUCACCAAUUCACCGUUCUUCUUGGACUCGCCCGCUUCCCGCGUUACCCGCAUUCCUCACUCCCCCCCGCCGCCGGAGAGGUUUAUGCUCCGCCUCCAACUCCGACACUCUAGUCGCCGCUGCCGCCAAGAAGCACGGAGAGGAUGACACUGACUUGAAGACGUGGAUGCAUAAGAAUGGCCUCCCUCCCUGUAAGGUUGUUCUCAAGGAUAAACCUUCGCUUGAUGAUAGUCUUAAGCCUAUACACUAUGUUGCCGCUAGCGAAGAUCUUCAGAAGGGGGAUGUUGCAUUCUCGAUUCCAAGUUCGUUGGUUGUGACUCUUGAGCGUGUAUUGGGAAACGAGACUAUCGCUGAGCUAUUGACCACAAACAAGUUUUCCGAAUUGGCAUGCUUGGCCUUGUAUCUGAUGUAUGAGAAAAAACAGGGGAAGAAAUCUUUCUGGUAUCCAUACAUUAGGGAGCUUGAUCGGCAACGAGGCAGGGGACAACUGGCAGUGGAAUCACCUCUUUUAUGGUCAGAAUCUGAGCUGGCAUACCUUGAAGGAAGCCCAUUAAUGGAUGAAAUUGUUAAAAGGAUUGAAGGAAUAAGAAAAGAGUAUAAUGAACUAGACUUAGUCUGGUUUAUGUCUGGUUCUCUGUUUCAGCAAUACCCAUAUGACAUUCCCACAGAGGCUUUUCCAUUUGAAAUUUUCAAACAAGCUUUUGCAGCAGUUCAGUCAUGUGUUGUGCAUUUACAGAAUGUUAGUUUAGCUCGGAGAUUUGCUCUGGUUCCCCUGGGACCUCCUUUGUUAGCCUACUGCAGCAAUUGCAGGGCGAUGUUAUCUGCGGUUGAUGGUGCUGUCGAACUUGUGGUUGAUCGCCCAUAUAAAGCUGGGGACCCAAUUGUUGUGUGGUGUGGCCCACAGCCUAACACAAAGUUGCUUACAAACUAUGGCUUUGUUGAUGAUGACAAUUCCAAUGACCGUCUAAUAGUUGAGGCGGCUUUGAGUACCGAAGAUCCGCAAUAUCAAGAAAAAAGAAUGGUUGCUCAAAGAAAUGGAAAAUUAUCAAUUCAAACUUUUAAUGUGUAUACUGGGAAGGAAAGAGAAGCUGUCGCAGAUAUGAUUCCGUAUCUGCGUUUAGGUUAUGUUUCAGAUCCUGCUGAGAUGCAAUCUGUCAUCUCCUCUGAAGGUCCAGUUUGUCCUAUGAGCCCAUGUAUGGAGCGAGCCGUGCUGGACCAGCUUGCUGAUUAUUUUAAUUCCCGGUUGGCUGCCUACCCUACAACCUUGGCUGAAGAUGAAUCUAUGCUGGCAGAUGGUAGUUUGAAUCCAAAGAGGCGAGUUGCUACUCAACUUGUAAGGCUAGAAAAGAAAAUGCUUCAUGCAUGUUUGCAGGCAAUCACGGAUUUGAUAAACCAGCUACCAGACCAUAGUGUAUCGCCAUGCCCUGCUCCUUAUGCACCUUCAUUAAAAUAA
Lathyrus sativus (Indian pea) is the source of this 1500-nucleotide messenger RNA. Lineage: Eukaryota; Viridiplantae; Streptophyta; Magnoliopsida; Fabales; Fabaceae. The record is from the annotation of a GenBank genome assembly.